UCGCCCGCCCGGCGGCUGCAGCCAUGUCGCGGGGGCCGGAGGAGGUGAACCGGCUCACCGAGAGCACCUACCGGAAUGUUUUGGAACAGUUCAAUCCUGGGUUACGAAAUUUAAUAAACCUAGGGAAAAAUUACGAAAAAGCUGUUAAUGCUAUGAUCCUGGCAGGAAGAGCCUACUACGAUGGAGUGGCCAAGAUUGGGGAGAUUGCCACCGGGUCCCCCGUGUCGACAGAGCUGGGCCAUGUUCUCAUAGAGAUUUCGAGCAUCCACAAGAAACUCAACGAGAGUCUUGAUGAAAAUUUCAAAAAAUUCCAUAAGGAGAUUAUCUAUGAGCUGGAGAAGAAGACAGAGCUUGAUGUAAAAUAUAUGAAUGCGACUCUCAAAAGAUACCAAGCAGAACACAGGCAUAGAUUAGAUUCUCUGGAAAAAUCGCAAGCUGAAUUGAAGAAGAUAAGAAGGAAAAGUCAAGGAGGACGAAAUCCAUUCAAAUAUGAAAGCAAAGAGAUUGAGUAUGUAGAAACCAUUACUUCUCGCCAGAAUGAAAUCCAGAAAUUUAUUGCAGAUGGUUGCAAAGAAGCCCUGCUUGAAGAGAAAAGGCGCUUCUGCUUUCUAGUCGACAAACACUGCAGCUUUUCGAGUCAGAUACACCAUUACCACGCGCAGUCUGCAGAACUGAUCAAUUCCAAACUGCCUCGGUGGCAAGAAACCUGUGGUGAUGUCACCAAAGUGCCAGAGAAAAUCAUGAACAUGAUCGAAGAAAUUAAGACCCCAGUCUCCACCCCGAUGUCCGGAACGCCCCUGCCUUCACCCAUGGUCGAGAGAAGCAGCAUGGUUGGGCAAGAUUGUGACAGCCUUUCUAAAUACCCACCAAAGAUCCCCGCAGCUCCUUCAGCCAGAGCCUUGACCAGCCCUUUGAUCGAUCUGUUUAAGAACCCAGCCACAGUCACACAGAACUCAGAAAGAAAAAAUAAUUUAACAGGUUCUUCCUUUGACCCCAAUUUGCCACGAUCUGUUUCCAUGGCCUCUGGACUGAACAUGGUGAAAAAGCAGAAAGUGAAAACCAUCUUUCCGCACACGGCCGGCGCUAACCAGACCUUGCUCAGCUUCGCGCAGGGAGACGUCAUCACGCUGCUUAUCUCUGAGGAGAAGGACGGCUGGCUAUACGGGGAGCACGGCAGUACCAAAAUGAGGGGCUGGUUCCCGUCGUCCUACACCAAGCUGCUGGAGGAGAACGAGGAGGAGGCCGCGAGCGAGCCGGCGCCAAGCUUGGUGCCCGUCCGCAGCGUGAGCACAACGAACUUGGCGGAGAAGAGCAACGUCGUCAUCCCCCCGCCGGACUACCUGGAGUGUCUGUCUACGGGAGCAGCCACUGCUGAGAAAGGAGACAUCUCCCUGAAGGCUUCUAACCAUAAAGCCCCAGCGCCCAAACCAGAAAGCACGCCUCCUAACAAUGCAAAUGGGUUUGCAAAGCCUCCUUUCCUCAGUGGAGAGAACCCCUUUGCUACUGUGAAACUCCGCCCGACGGUGACAAAUGACCGCUCAGCGCCCAUCAUCCGAUGAGAAGGCGGCUCCAACGUUCUCCUGGUUCCCCACUGGGCUCUCGCUCGGGAAACGAUAGGUUUGUGUGUGGCAAGCGCCAUCCAGUUGUAAAACUUCACCAGAGAGCGUCUGAUUUUGUGUGUAUUCCACUUGAGCAAAUCAACACAUUUUCUAAGUUAACAUGGUUGGGUUUACACAUUUCUUUAAGAUAAAUCAGUUUAGUUACAACUCAAUCAUUUAAAAGUUUUUCCCUAUUCUGUUCGAAAAUAGUAAAUUUGGUUCCAAUCCUUAUUGUAUCA
Messenger RNA from Odocoileus virginianus texanus, 1837 nucleotides. RefSeq names its product BAR/IMD domain containing adaptor protein 2 like 1 (gene BAIAP2L1). Lineage: Eukaryota; Metazoa; Chordata; Mammalia; Artiodactyla; Cervidae. Gene Ontology annotation, molecular function: protein binding. Gene Ontology annotation, cellular component: cytosol; nucleoplasm. Gene Ontology annotation, biological process: actin filament bundle assembly; actin crosslink formation; plasma membrane organization. The record is from RefSeq and is a predicted model, not a curated record.